Molecule: messenger RNA, 2647 nt
Organism: Cotesia glomerata
Lineage: Eukaryota; Metazoa; Arthropoda; Insecta; Hymenoptera; Braconidae
Product: LIM/homeobox protein Lhx9-like
Exons: 5
Coding region: 1147-2067 (306 amino acids)
Source: RefSeq, a predicted model, not a curated record
CCGCACUCGCUCGUCUACCGCCGUACCGAGCACAUCCAAAAUCUCGGCAUAUCGCGAUAUCGCGUCGCGUGUUGUUCUGAUACCUUAUAUCAUACGAGUACGCAGUUUUAUUUUUAAGUUUGUGAAAAUAUUUACUACUAACAUCUCUUCCCCUCCUGUUACUCGAAAAAUCAACCCCUGUUUCUGAUAAACCUUAAAGACAAAAAUUUUUAAAUUAUUAAUUACUCAAAUUAUCGUUAAUUGUUAAAAUAUUGUCAAUAUUGGUGAAUAAGUGCAGCACUUAUUACGUGGCACGUGUUUAAAAGUUUUAAAAAAUACAGAGUUAGAAAAUAUGUAGUAUUUUAUGUGUCUGACCACCGCCGGGUAAAUCUCCUAGUUGUAGACGUAUCAAGUAGUUACUAACAUCACUAGUACACUGAGUAAUAGUAAACUAUACGAUGAUGUCAGUGUAAUUAUAGUUAUCAACGGUGUUAUAUUAAUUGACAAGAUCAAUAAAUAGAAAGCGUGGUGUAUUAAUAGCAAGCUAAACUAAAUUGAUACUUGUCUUGAUGGAUAAUCAAUAUAAUAUAAUAUAAUGCUAAUGAGUACUGACAAAAAAAUGUCAAUGUCACAGGGGUAAUUAGCCUGUUUUUAGUGAACGUUAAUUAAAACUUGGAAGAUAAAUAAUCCAUGGAACGGUUUGUGUAAUUUUUUUUUAAUUGAAAUAAUAAUUAUCAUUGUUUCUCAUUGUCAUUAUUUUUAUUAUUAAUUAAUCUUAGUGAGGCAAGGUGAUCUGUCGUGAUUGAAAAAUUAUUUUAAUUGUUAGAGUACGUACGUACCAGAAUAAAAAUAGUGAAUAAAAUAAUAGUGGAAUUUUAAAAGACUAUUUUCAUUUGAAAUUAGUGGCUGUGAUAUUUAUUGAGCGAAACUUUGUGAAUUAUUUAUUUGGUUUAGUUUUGCAAUAAAUAACAGCCUACGCAUGUGGUGCGUCGAGAUAAAAGAGCUAAAAAAGAAGAAGAAGCAGCGGUAACUCAAAUAGAACUAGUCCGCGAAUAGCUCGGAGUAAUCAGUAGAUUAAGUGUCUAUACUUAUUUGCGACGCGAAGUCGGUGGGCUCUCAGGCCCACCCAUCUAAUUGGUCAAGCUGGCGAGCGCUUUGACCGCUGGUAUGAACCCCCACCAUCCGGGCCACUCCACAGCCUACCCGCACCACCCCUCGCUGUCGAGUAGUCCGCACCAUCCUGGAGCCGGUGGGCCCCAUCACGGAGGAUACGGAACCCCUGGAGGCGGCAAUAGUGGCGGUGGAGGUGGCGCUGGAGGUGCCAGCAGCGGAGCAGGGAGCAAUAGUACCUCGACACCUGACCUUCCGAGUCCUCACUCGCCGCUAAGUCAUUCAGGACAGGGUGAUCCUGGCACUCCCUAUGGUUCCAUGUCUGGCACUCCGGGAAUGGGCAGCAAUGGACAUCUCCACGGCGGCGGUGGCAUGAUGGGUGACAAUCCUCACCACUCCGUUCACACACACCCCCACUUACCAGGACACCCUGCGUAUCCUCCUGUUAAUCACAAUAACAACAAUUGCUCCUUAAAGCAAGAGCCAGGUGUAACGCCUAUACAUCAGUGUGCGGGUUGUGGCGGGAUGAUAAAUGAAAGGUUUUUACUCCACGCGAUGGAGCGUUAUUGGCACAAUAAUUGUCUCAAGUGUAAUUGUUGCCACAGACCCCUGGCCGAUAUGGGCACAUCGUGUUACUACAAAAACAACAUGAUCCUCUGCAAACCCGACUACAUGAAAUUAUUCAACGCAGGUACUUGUCAACAAUGUCAAAAUCCAAUUCCAGCGAAUGAAAUGGUGAUGAAAGUGAAUAGCAAUCUAGUGUUUCAUACAAAAUGUUUCACUUGCAAUAAAUGCGGGAUUCAAUUGAUGACCGGCGACAAAUACUGUUUGCUCUCCGGUUACCCAAUUUGCGAGGCCGACUGGCACAAAGCAGUAAAGUCGUCAAACGUAUCUGCGGUGACGGCAGGAGUCACCGGCAACGGGAGCAAUACCCAAAGGAAGGCCAAGGUCGGUCGGCCGAGACGGAGCCGCGAAUGAGGCGGCAACCCGGUUGGUCGCCCGAAGAAGGUUCAGCCAAUGGCGCCUCUCGCCGCGUCGCCAGCCGCCCAAUCUCCGUCGUCAACCUCGGUCCAGGGAGCCGCGGUCCAGGCAUCUCCGUCAGGACUCGUGCAUCAACCUAGCCAAGUGGACGUCGUGGAUGUGGGCGUCGGGGGUGAACCCUACUCGCCGCCACCGCCGGGUCAUCAGCACUACCACCACCACCACCAUCACCACCAGCCACAUCAGCCGCCGCCGAUGGGUAUGGGCCUGCUAGGCCUGGCUCAUCACCAUCAGCCACCGCUCCAUCAUCACCUUCAGCAUCAGCAGCCUUCUUACCAGGAGUGGGUUCACUGGGGUGAGCCUUGUGACUGAAUUCCUUUUAUCGGACUUAACUAAAGUGGUUAUUCCUAUAAUUACUCUGUUUACUGUGAGUGACUCAGUGAAUAAGUUGAUUGUUCAAUAGGUAAAGAUUAUUAUUAUUAUUCAUAAAUUAAUUAAUUAAUUAAUUAAUUAAUAAAAUUAAAUUAAUUAAAAAAGUGUGUGAUAAAAUUUUAUCAACAAACACUUUACUUGUAAU